UUCGAUUUCUUUUGCGUUCCGUAGAUCGACAUCGACUGCAUGCGCGGAAUUUGUCUUUUUACUACCUAAGGAAUGGAGCUAGCGACCAAAUUGGAAGUGGGAUUUGCCUUGGAACUAUACACCCAGCCAAAAGGUCCAUAUGCAUUCUCGCUAUCAUACACCCAUCAAAAGAAGAGGAUGUUCCCAAGCCAGAAUUUGGCAUCCCCGUCAUUGGUACUUACACAAAUAUAUGCAGAGGCUUGAGACAAUCAUCAGACAAGAACAGCUGGCACAGCAACUACAUCAUUGAAAUGGAGCAAAGACAUCACAAUGAGAUCCCAGCAUGCAAGAUCAUCCAAUCACCAUGGCAACACUCGGCUGAUACUGGGGAUACCAGCCUCCUUCUCAUACUGUUUAAUGAUUUUCAUGUAAUACAUGCCCAACGUAUCUGUUUAGAUAAUGGCAAUCCAGGUGAGAAGAGUGCUGCUUAUGAACCUACCCUAUCUUUGCUUGAAGAACGUCAGAAAUCCACCACUCAUCAAUGUGAAGCAGUGGAUUUCUUAUUCUCAGCAGUCCAGCAAUUUUGUAGAACUUCACACUCCCUCUUUGCAUCUCAGAGUAUGCCCAUGUCAUGUUUAAGAACAGAUUCCAGGAGUAAAGGAUUCCAAUCAUGCAGUCAACUGUAUGGACUUUGCUGUAUCUUACCUGUCUUCAUCACAAGAUCUCUAUUUCACUGUUUGAACAACAUCAAGAAAAAAAGAUUCUGUCAGAAUGACUGGCUGUACGAGUUCUUCACAUUCCCAACGACAGGAUCUCAUCUUGCUAACAAAUCACAUCAGUUCUGUGAGUUUAUGAGAAAGGAGAAGGAUGAUGGGAAACAGGGAUUAUCCCAAGAGGGUAUAAGAUCAAACGAUCAUUUCAUCAGGAUAGGAAAUUCAUUUUCUACUGUGAUGGUUGAUCUUGUACUUGGUGUUUUAUUGUUGAUAUGGAUGUACAGUGCCGAUCUACCCGUCCUAUUGGCAGACAUUGUCAAAGAUAAGGCUGAUCAAACAGGCAUUGGUCUUCAGCACCUGUUACACUGGUUGAUGGGAGCACCGGCUGGUCUCAAACUCAACACAUUCUUGGCUCAUUUCUUGGGAAACUUCUUCCUUUAUCAUGUCUACCUAUGGAUUGGUUAUCUAAGUGUACUGCUUCCCAUCAUGACUUCAUUGCUUUGGUGUAUAGCAGGAGCAGGGGUCCUUGGGUUCUCUGUUCAACUAGCACUGGCUUCAGACCUUCUAUCUGCUCUCACUUUCCAUAUCUACUGUUUUUACGUCUAUGCUGCAAGAAUCUACAGUCUUCAGAUAUCAGGAUUGCUUUCUCUGGCUCGUCUCUUCCAAGGCAAGAAAUGGAACGUUCUUCGUCAGAGGGUAGACUCAUGUUCUUACGAUGUUGAUCAAUUGUUUAUGGGGACUCUUCUCUUUACGAUGCUCUUCUUCAUGUUGCCAACCACAGCUCUGUUCUAUGUUGUCUUCACUGUGCUUCGUCUAUUGAUCCUCUUCAUCCAAAGUCUACUGACUCUCCUGAGGGAGCUACUCCAUACCUUCCCAUGGUUCUCUCUGUUGCUAUGGCUUGCUGGAUCAAACAUGCUCAACCAGGAAGUACACUUUCAAGUGCUACCAGUAUUGCCAUGGCAACCAACUUCUCUUUCUCUUCAGAUGCAGCUGAUGACUUUGCAAGAAGCCCUUCAAGUUGGCCAUAGUCUGCCUGUUACUCUCAAACCAAAGAAGCUUUCUCUAGCACUGAUGUGUAGCAAGCUUGUCAGAGGUCAGCUGAUCUAUCCAUGGGGUGGAGAGUGCAGUUAAAGAGUCAAGAUGAUCUGUUACUCUCAAACCAAAGAAGCUUUCUCUAGCACUGAUGUGUAGCAAGCUUGUCAGAGGUCAGCUGAUCUAUCCAUGGGGUGGAGAGUGCAGUUAAAGAGUCAAGAUGAUCUGUUACUCUCAAACCAAAGAAGCUUUCUCUAGCACUGAUGUGUAGCAAGCUUGUCAGAGGUCAGCUGAUCUAUCCAUGGGGUGGAGAGUGCAGUUAAAGAGUCAAGAUGAUCUGUUACUCUCAAACCAAAGAAGCUUUCUCUAGCACUGAUGUGUAGCAAGCUUGUCAGAGGUCAGCUCAUUUAUCCAUGGGGUGGAGAGUGCAGUUAAAGAGUCAAGAUUUAAAGUGAUAGGAUAUAAUUCAGGCUCUCAACAGAUGAUCUGUACAAACACCUUCUGAAUCAACUAUUUUUCAUGAAUAGUCAAUCUUAAAAAGUAUUUAUGCCAUCAGCAGAGAUGCCAACUGUUCCGUUUUUGCCGUAUUUGUUCCGUUUUUCGCUAUGAAUAUGGCAGUACGUUUUUUGUAUGUUUUGUUACGUUUUUAUGCCUCCGUUACGAAGUAGCCGGAGGCAUUAUGUUUUCGGGUUGUCCGUCCGUCCGUCCGUACGUCCCAUUC
Strongylocentrotus purpuratus (purple sea urchin) is the source of this 2445-nucleotide messenger RNA. RefSeq names its product phosphatidylinositol N-acetylglucosaminyltransferase subunit Q. Gene Ontology annotation, biological process: GPI anchor biosynthetic process. The record is from RefSeq and is a predicted model, not a curated record. Gene Ontology annotation, cellular component: endoplasmic reticulum; membrane. Bases 291 to 1823 code for a protein of 510 amino acids. Lineage: Eukaryota; Metazoa; Echinodermata; Echinoidea; Camarodonta; Strongylocentrotidae. The transcript is spliced from 9 exons.